Gossypium raimondii (Peruvian cotton) is the source of this 1109-nucleotide messenger RNA. Its product is annotated as single-stranded DNA-binding protein, mitochondrial. Gene Ontology annotation, molecular function: single-stranded DNA binding. The record is from RefSeq and is a predicted model, not a curated record. Lineage: Eukaryota; Viridiplantae; Streptophyta; Magnoliopsida; Malvales; Malvaceae. Bases 143 to 787 code for a protein of 214 amino acids. Gene Ontology annotation, cellular component: mitochondrial nucleoid. Gene Ontology annotation, biological process: mitochondrial DNA replication; positive regulation of helicase activity. The transcript is spliced from 6 exons.
CCACAAAAAGGCCCAUCCUACUUCACCAAAACUAAAACCCUCUUCCCUUUCCCACCUUCUCAUUUCAACUGUAUUGCUUGCUUCAUCAUCUCUUCAUUUCCCUUGGGUUUUCUGAGUUUGGAUCAAACCAAAGAAAACCAGUAUGAGUUCAUUCGCUAUCAGAUCGGCAAAGCUCCUUAGACUUUCUGUUUCUACGACACGCAACUCUUCUCUAGUUGCAGCGGGUGUGCAACGUACCUCCAAGAUGUGGUAUUCAACAGGUUCGCUUGAUGACUUCGAAAAUGAGGAAGCGAAAAACGAAGAGAUAGAUGAGAUUCUUGGCGACAAGCCUAACAGGCGUGAGCCACUGCUCCAAGGUGUCAGACCCGGGAAGGGUUGGAAUUUCCGUGGUGUACACAAGGCAAUUAUUUGUGGAAAAGUUGGGCAAGCCCCCGUGCAGAAGAUAUUGCGAAAUGGGAGAACUGUAACUAUAUUUACAGUUGGAACAGGUGGUAUGCUUGACCUGAGAGUUGUACGGGACCAGAACACACCAAAACCUGUCCAAUGGCAUCGAAUUGCUGUGCAUAAUGAUAUACUUGGGGCAUAUGCAGUUCAACAAGUCACAAAAAACUCUCAAGUCUUUGUUGAGGGUGACAUUGAAACUAGAGUUUACAAUGACAGCAUAAAUGGUGAAGUUAAACAUGUACCAGAAAUAUGCAUCCGUCGCGAUGGAAGAAUUCGUGUUAUAAAGCCUGGUACAGGUGUUAACAAUGUAUCCUUUGAUGACCUGAGUGAGGGAUUGGUGUAGUUUGAUCUCUAAGGGCACAUUGUGGCAACUUUUUCACCGAAAAUGGGAGCAGCUGAUGCUUCUUUGUAUAAAAGGAAGAACCUUCUUAUGUUUCUGCUGAUUGAGCCAAGAUGGAAUUAAUGCUUAGUUCAUUUAGUUUCUAUGAACCACUUGGUCAUCAUCAUCUUGUUUUAAACCAAUUGACAAAAACUCGAUAUGGCAUUUUUGCCUUUCUUUGCUAUUCCUCCCCUCUUAGUUUCUCCCUUUCAUUUGAAGAACUGAGAAUGUGAAUUCAUGAUAAUAUUAAAGAGGUUGAUAUGAGGGACCAUUUACGUUAGCAAAA